CAACGUCUCUGAAGACAUGUCCCUGCAAGGGACGAGUGGUGACAAUGCAGGUUUCGUGGAAGAGCAGGAGGCAGAGGAGGGGGAGGCGGGAGAGGAGGGAGAGGAGGGAGAGGAGGGAGAGGAGGGAGAGGAGGAGGAGGAGGGGGGUGAAGCGCCAGAGCCAGGAGAGGAGGAUCCGUACCCAGAGACUAAGAAGUGCAGUGGCGCAGCAGCAGAAGCUGAGAAGCUGACAGAGCAUGAGAGCACUGCGAGGCAUGCCUGGGGGGUGCUAGAUUACAUCAAGCACCCCCCAGGAGGACCAGUAGAUGAGGAGGAGGAGGGCUGUGAUUUUAGUACUAUGGAGACCCAUGAGGAUUUCUAAGAGACUACUCUUGUCCUAUCUGCAUUGAUGACUGAAUGCAUAGAAUUUUGCCAUACUA
Messenger RNA from Closterium sp. NIES-67, 419 nucleotides. The record is from the annotation of a GenBank genome assembly. Lineage: Eukaryota; Viridiplantae; Streptophyta; Zygnematophyceae; Desmidiales; Closteriaceae.